AAACAUGAACUAAAGAGAGGAGAAGCGCGCCCCCGAGCGUACACCAAGUCCGAGUGCUUAACACAGUUGUCAUCUUGAACGUGUUACGGAAAUUACAAAAGUUAUACAAUGCAUUUUUCCACCGACGACGGGUAAAAAAAAAAUCGUGAAAGCAGUUUUAUCCGUGCACGGGCAUUAACAUGACGAACUUUCUGCUGGUUUUGAAGGAAGCUCGCGUAUAUGGGUUCCGGUGACGAGCUGCUUUUUCGCUGUCAGGAAACUCAGUGCGCUAAAGAUUCAUUCUAGCAUCUGCUGUUUAUCAUCAUCAACAUCACAAGAAUGCUUGGACUAAUGUCGCCUAAAGAGCUCAUCUCACGCUUAAUAUCGCCAAAAGCGCCUGAACGUCCCUCGGGGAGCGUAUUUUUCGCACUUUCGCUGAGUUUUAACUUUCGCUGAGUUUUAACCGUCAUCAACGGAAAGGGGAAUUUGUUCUCGAAGUUCAAGUAGCCGCUGACUGUAAUGCGCACGCUCUUUUGUCCAGAUCUUCGAUAGUGUUUUUCCUGUGCAGUUAUCCUCAUACGUUUUUCGCUUUUACUUCGGUAAAGUGGAUACAUGAAUGCUGCUUUCACAGUCACAUGCCUUCAUUCAUAAUCAUUUGUCGCAUUAUAAUGCGGAGAUUGUCCAAUCAUCGAGCUGAGGGCUCAUUUUCUCGUUUAUUUGGCUUUACAAAGUUGUUACGCACAGGAUUAAUGAACAUAUACGGACUGUUACCGAUUCACCGUUCACUAGAAAAGUGAAAACUGUACGUUCGUGCAGUGAGCUGGCCAGACACAUCGACGAAGGGAAAAAUAUGCAAACCUAGCAGGAAAAGAAGCCAUCAGAAUUACGGAAAUCCUUUCUUUUCCUCCAGUCUGCUAAUACAAAUGGAUUUUAUAGGUCUCAUCGCUUGACUGGUCUGAGGAAUAAGUUUUAUGGAUGAUAUGGGAGACCCUCAGUGGUCCGCGCGCCUAGAAGCGCGUUAGCAAUGGAAGCGGCCUGGAUACUUCUGGACAGUCAUAUUACAUUAACUGUAGCUAUUACGUUUGUCUUCACGAUUUACAUCGAGUUUCCGAAGACAGGGCAGAAAGUGACUGAGUGAAGAGUCCCUCUCCAACUGCGUGCAGUUCACCCCAAGCUCAGGCCAUUGAUGGGUGACACUAGAGGACGGGGUGUGUGAGGACCUUCAAACCUGAACUUCAAUCAAUAGCACUCACAUUCAUACCGGCAAAAUGAAUGAGAGACAGGCUCUCCAUUCAAUUAUGAAGGAUCUGGUGGCCCUGCAGAUGACCAGGCGCCAGCCGGCGUCAACUUACGACACGGCAAAACCUAAACCUGUCAACACUGCCAGUUCUUCCAACAGAAUGGAGGAUGUCAGGAUUAAGUUUGAGUUCUGUGGUGAAAGAAGGAUUCUGAUGUUUGGGCGGCCUGUGCAGUUUGAGGAAGUCCAGCAGAAAGUCAAAACAUUCUUCGGUCAGCAGUUAGACCUGCAUUAUAUGAAUAAUGAGCUGUCCAUCCCCCUGCGUGAACAGGGCGACUUGGAUAAAGCCAUUGAUCUGCUGGACCGCAGCUCAAACAUGAAGAGCAUCAAGAUCAUGCUGCUGACACAGGAACAAAGCAAUGCCUCCUCUCCAUCUCAUCACACAGUCAGUAAGCAGGUUCGUAUCAAAACUUCUCAGUCCACCGGUGAUGUCAGCACUGCCUACCAGUCCGCAGAAUCCAGAGGACGCCACCACUCCACCAGCUCUCAGAACACUGGGCGAAGUUCUCCACCCCCUGGUUACGUUCCUGAGCGGCAACAGCGAAUCGCACGUCAGGGAUCUUACACCAGCAUUAAUAGCGAGGGGGAGUUCAUACCUGAAACCAGCGACCAGUGUGUGCUGGAUCCUUGGAGCAGUGCAGAAAACUCAGUGUCUGGCAGCUGUCAGUCACUGGACAGCAACUCUGACAGCCCCUCACUCAGGAAACCUCGUACACACAGGGUCAAGAGUUACCCUGACAACCGACAAGACUGUGCAGACCGGGAAAACCAUGUAUAUGAUAAGAUUGUGGGUAAGGGAGGGACGUACCCUCGCAGGUAUCAUGUGUCCCUCCAUCAUAAAGACCACAGUGAAGGUCGACGGACAUUUCCACGGAUCCGUCGUCCCCAAGGAAACUUGUUCACAUUGGUGCCAUCACGGCGAUCGCUGAACGGCAGUGAGGAGAGUUUGGGGAGCUGGCAGCUGGUGGAUACUCAGUCCAGACUCCGCCCACAGGACCGCCCAGUCCCUCAUAAGUCCCCUACAGCUCCAGUGACAUGGCGCAGGGGGAAGUUGCUGGGUCAGGGUGCUUUUGGAAGGGUUUAUCUGUGCUAUGAUGUGGACACAGGCAGAGAACUUGCAGCAAAACAGGUUCAUUUUGACCCUGCCAGUCCAGAGACCAGUAAGGAGGUGAGCGCUUUAGAGUGUGAGAUACAGCUGUUGAAGAACCUGCACCAUGAACGAAUCGUCCAAUACUAUGGUUGCCUUAGAGACCACAAUGAGAAGACCCUCACCAUUUUCAUGGAAUAUAUGCCCGGGGGUUCAGUCAAAGACCAGCUAAAGGCCUAUGGGGCUUUGACAGAGAAUGUGACGCGCAAGUAUACGAGACAGAUUCUGGAGGGCAUGUCCUACCUGCACAGCAACAUGAUCGUCCACAGGGACAUCAAAGGUGCCAACAUCCUGCGAGAUUCAGCCGGCAAUGUGAAGCUGGGAGAUUUUGGCGCCAGUAAGCGGCUUCAGACCAUCUGCAUGUCCAGCACUGGGGUCCGUUCUGUUACCGGGACACCGUACUGGAUGAGCCCAGAGGUCAUCAGUGGAGAGGGGUAUGGCCGGAAGGCAGACGUUUGGAGUCUUGGCUGCACUGUGGUGGAGAUGUUGACAGAAAAGCCCCCUUGGGCUGAAUACGAGGCCAUGGCGGCCAUAUUUAAGAUCGCCACUCAGCCCACCAACCCCCAGCUGCCCUCCCACAUCUCCGAGCACACGCGGGACUUCCUCCGCUGCAUCUUCGUGGAGGCCAAAUACCGACCGAGUGCGGAGGAGCUGCUCAGACAUCCCUUCUCUCAGAUCUUGUGCUGAGGAGGCCCAUCGAGCUGCUUCAACUGGUUAAAACCCCCCAGAGGAACCAGGUUCCCUUUUCAAAAACAUUUAAGAGUGCGAUAAGCUCAGUUUCAAAGGCAAUCUAGGUUUCCAGAGCAUGUGACCUGCCAGCACCCAAUCAGCUGUUGCCUGGAUUAGGUCAUAAAACUGGUUCAUUCUGUAUCGGUUUCAAAUGUGAUGUCUUUUUGACAGCAGGGGGCGCUACAGGACAAUCAUGCUGCACACACUCUUUACUUCAGGAAUAAACAGGUUGACACAGGAUGAGCAGAUGCAACAAACAUGAUACUGUUUGAGCUGCUUCAAACUGGACGUUUUAUUACAACAACUGCCAAAUGUGCCUUCUGAAGCCAACAGGGUCUGAAUCUCCUUGAAUGAGGUUUUCAGACAUCAAGAAUGUCUCCUAGUAAUGAAUGUUUCAUAUAGUCCACAGCAGAGUUGUGAAGUCAGUGUUUUACAAGCCAUUUUCCUGGGAUCUCCAUGUGCGCCUAUUGUCUCUGACUACAGGCACUUAGUGUUAAAGGAAACGUAAUAAUUGUGUCUCAUUUUGUUCCUGCCUCAGACGAAUGAGGGUCUUGCGCACGUCAGUCUCGAACGCUUUGAUUUUGUGGUUAAUCUUAUAUUUUGAUUAAUCUUUAUAGAAUUGCACUUCCUUGAUUUGUCGUUUGUAAGGAGCGUUUAAGUCUGUUACAGAAAGCUGUUACUCUCUUUUUUUGUCUUGAGGGUCAGGGCAUGAGGUUAUAGUGUUAUAUGCUCUUUGGACAAAGCGUAAUACGUAGUUUUAUACCGCCGUAGUGCCUUAUUGUGUCCUGUAGAGAGCAGCAGUACAGUACUUAAGAUGCAGCUAAUCUCACCAGUAGUCUUCCCAUAGUGAUGAGAUGUUAAAUUGGGAAUCUCGUAAGGUGUUUUAUCGGUUAUUUUGGGUGUGGCGAGAUAUCGAGAGCACAUUAAGAUGUAUAUUAGUUUUCUCUCCAGCCCAGCCAAAGAAAACGUAUCAAGAAAGUGUCGUAUGGCAGUAUAUCGGACUCAUUUGGAUCAGAUGCACUUUUAUUAAAUGAAUGUUGAAUUUACCAAAUUGUUCAUUUGUUACACAGAAUGUGAAGUCUUUUUCACUUUUAUUUAUAUCCCAUUGUUCUGCCAUUUUAUAUACGAGUAUAUAUAUGUAUAUGUAUAAAUCUAUUUUUAUAUAGUGACUCUGAACUGAGUUAUGCUUUUAGGAACAGAAGAUGAGUUAGAAACAAGAAUUGUAAAAGCAGCUGGUUUUGCAGAGACUACAACAUGAUUUUACAUGUGUUUAUUUCUGGCUGGAAAUUGAGCUCUGGCGAUUUAUGCCGCGCCUGAUCUGUGCAAGUCACAAGUCCUCUGUACUCAUGUUUUUUUAAGUGUUUAUUGUGUGUGUGUGUGUGUGUGUGUCUAUUUCUGUUUAUCCGUCUGCUUUUUUUUCCUAAGGAUAUUGGAGAGAAUCUCAUGCAGAAAGGAUUUUAAUGCAGGUUGUUACAGGAAGUGACCAGUGCCUUGAAUCAUUCUCAGAAAUACAUGUACACACAGAUAUUCACAUUUGCUGCCACUUAGGAAUGACUUGCACAGAUAUGUAUUUACCUUUAUGUAUUCAGAGUUGCCGUGUUAAAGGCGUAAAAGAAAGAUUUUAGAAAGAAAGAAUGGAUUAAAGGUUGAUGUACACUACUGUUAAAAGUUUGGGGUCAGUAAGUGUUUUGUAAAAUAAGUUAAUAUUCAGCAAGGAUGCAUUACAUUGAUCAAAAGUAACAGUAAAACAUUAAUAAUGUUACAAAUGGUUUCUAUUUCAAAUAAAUGCGGAAAAAAAUGUAAGUUUCCAUAAAAAAUAUUAAUUCAACAUUGAUUUCUUGGUCAUCAAAUCAUCAUAUUUAGAAUGAUUUCUGAAGGAUCAUGUGACACUGAAGACUGGAAUAAUGAUGCUGAAAAUUCAGCUUUGACUUCACAGGAAUAAAUUAAGUUUUUAAAUAUAUUAAAAUAGAAAACCAUUAAUUUAAAUUGCAAUAAUAUUACAUUUUUUUACUGUUUUUGAUCAGAUAAAUGCAGCCGUGGUGAACAUAAGAGACUUCUUUUAUAUAUACAUACAUAUAAUAUCACAGACUAGUAGUGUAUUUCAGAUUUGUUCGGAAUGCAGUGUUAUUGUACUUGGAAAGUAAGAACAUGGGACUUGGCAUGUUUGUGAAGAACUGAGAAAAGUGUAUGAAAGGGCACCAAGCUUUCUUUGGAAAUGUAUUAGGGGGGUGUUGCUUAAAUAAAGAGGUAGGUCAAUGUCAGGGGCAAAAUUCCACUCAGCUUGACGACUUUGUUUAGCUCAGGGUUUGAGUGACAGGUGUCCAUCAUACGGGCACACCAACACUGACCACAGGACCAAUUGUCCUCCUUUUAUAUUGUUUUGAAAGUAUUUUGGCCUCCUCAAAAGAGUUGAAUGGCUCAAAUAUGAUCUCAAAUAGCUGCUAGUUUUUGUUUAGGCAGCUAAGAAUCAGUAUUGUACCAAAGAAUCAGAUAUUGUACCAAAUGUCACAGUAAGUCUAGUUGAGAACCCUGGGAUAAGCAAAAGAAUACAAACCAAUAGGUUAGAUACACAGUAUAUGAUUAUGGUUAUGUAUCUUGACGUGAGACUUGCAGUGCAAAGUCCAGUGUAUCAAAUAUUUUCCAAUAAAAUAAUAUGCACAAAUCAAACUUGUUUUUAAUCUUGAAUAUAUAUAUAGUAUCAUUUUCAGUGUUCUCUAAUACUUAUUAUGUGUGUUUGUCCAUGAUUCUUGCUAACAGUGUUUCUCAGCAUCUGUCUUUGUCUAUUUGGAGUCAGUCUAAGCCAGUCACAGUACUAACUGCUUUUCUCUGUGAAUACACACCAUUGUGGCAUCAAGGAAAGGAGUGACUGAAUUUAUAGAGCUUCCUCCCCCUCUUCUCUCUGUUCAGUGAAAUAUUGUGCGAAGAGAAACAUUAUGCUCAGGCAGGAAUGAGGCCCAUGUAAAGAAGUGACUUAUGUGAAGUCUAUUUCUUAACUGCAUUUUUUUUUCUGCGUUCACUGCCUUUUUUUAAGCCUUCAUUUGUCAGUCAUGGUUUUCCUUGGGUCUUUUGACACUGAGAAAAGUGUAGGUGUAUCUUGUUCAUGUUGUUAGACCAGUUGUUGUCCGAGAAAGAAUGCAUUUCUUUGGAAUUAAUCUGACAAAUGUCUACUUUUAGUAUCUUCAUGCUGCAGGUGAUGACACACACAUGUGUUAAAUGGAAUGACAUGUUAUACUUCAUAUUUCUUCAUUAGUUUUUUUCAUACCCUUCUCAAGAUUAACAUAUUAGUAGUGUUGGGCAUGUGUAUUUGUUUUAUUUUUUACAUUUAAUUUGUCCUUUCAGUAACACGGUUUCAGUUUAGUUUUUCCAAUGUAUGUAAUUUCAGUAUUUUAGGGCUGCCAAAGUUGAUGCGUAAUGAUACUGAAAUCAUUCAAAAUUUUCAGGAUUUUGAUAUCUGCUGGCAUUUUCAUGCAUAAUGAAGGCAGGCUAGACAGUUUACAAUAAAAAAUGUUUAGUUUCAUUUUUUAGUACAAUUUUAUUUAAUAAAAUAAAAUCAUAAAACAUU
Molecule: messenger RNA, 6714 nt
Organism: Ctenopharyngodon idella (grass carp)
Lineage: Eukaryota; Metazoa; Chordata; Actinopteri; Cypriniformes; Xenocyprididae
Gene: map3k3
Product: mitogen-activated protein kinase kinase kinase 3
Exons: 18
Coding region: 1248-3110 (620 amino acids)
Biological process (GO): protein phosphorylation
Molecular function (GO): protein kinase activity; ATP binding; protein binding
Source: RefSeq, a predicted model, not a curated record